Carassius auratus (goldfish) is the source of this 4206-nucleotide messenger RNA. Its product is annotated as suppressor of cytokine signaling 1-like. The transcript is spliced from 6 exons. Gene Ontology annotation, cellular component: phosphatidylinositol 3-kinase complex. Lineage: Eukaryota; Metazoa; Chordata; Actinopteri; Cypriniformes; Cyprinidae. The record is from RefSeq and is a predicted model, not a curated record. Gene Ontology annotation, biological process: phosphatidylinositol phosphate biosynthetic process; intracellular signal transduction. The coding region runs from base 2629 to 3198 and encodes 189 amino acids. Gene Ontology annotation, molecular function: 1-phosphatidylinositol-3-kinase regulator activity.
UUACUCUAUUUCUGCUCCAGGUGAUUUGUUGAUGGCACAACAGUAUUUCUGUGUUUGAGUUUCAGAUACAAAUAGAGAAAAGUGUAUACAAGUCACGUUUUAUAAAUAUGCAGACUUACUCAAAAAGAGAAGUGCUUGCAGCAUUAACUUAAGUUUCUAUUAGCAUCAGAACUCUCUUGGAUAGUUAAAACAGAAGAAAGCAUGUCAUAAGGUAAACAUGUUUUACACUAAUGGUUCAGAAAGGAAACCUAGCCACAAAGUGUCUUGUUUUGAAACCUGCCUCUGCCUUGAAUAAAAAAAUGAAUACAUUGUCCAUACCUUUGGGAUAAAUUUGGAUAUGCCAAUCAAUUUAUUGUCCAUUCGGCAUAUUGCAAACAACCAAAAAAUAAACUUUAACAAACGUAACUUAGUCUUCAUAAACAAAAUAUUUUACAUUCCAGACAAACUGUUACGAGUCCUGCUUAACACAGCACGGCAUGGUCAAAACAUUUGUUUUACUUUUCAUUGUGCACCCUGUCUCUAAUCAUUACCUCACCUAAAUACACUCAAAAUAAUAACAAAUUACAACUCUGUAUAAUAGCUCCAACAUAGUUUCUACAAAAAGAAGACAUUUUCUGUGUGUAUCAUAUAAUGACAUUCUGGUCUCAAGAAAUGCCUUGGGUCAUUUCUUUAAAGUCAGUCAAAGGGAUUUGAUGUGCUACGAGACCAAAAGUGAAAGUCUGAUUACAUAUAAAAUAAUAGCACAUCUCCUCAACAAAAAAUAUUACUUUUUAUGUCUUAUAUUCAAAACCUCAAUCCUACUUGACCAAUAAUCAUUUGUUGUGUAUUUAAACCUUUUAGAGCACCACAUAUUGUGUGCUCUAAAAGAGUAUUAUGCAAUAAUAGGGUAAUGAUUAUCUACCAUUUGGCAGGCUACUGGAUCUGGAAAAGAGUAGGCUAAUUGAGAUUGAAAUGAAAUAAAAAUGGUUAACAGAUACCCAUCCAUUGCCACAUUACAACUUCCUCUGGCUGACCUCUGCUACCCAACUGUGUUACCACGUACGUUUGACCAUAAAUUCAAACACGGGCGCUUUAAAUAGUUACCGCCUCAAAGUCCCGGUUCCAGGCCUGUAGCCAUUGGCUCGACGUUUUAGUUAGGAAGUUUUAAUUGGAUGCUGAGCUGACAUUUAAAAAAUCCGGAACUAAGCAGCUGUAAACAACCGCGGAGUGUUCUUUGUAGAAACUAUAUAUAUUUUUAGAUCGAUUCAACAUGCCGACCUCCCCUGUGAAGACACGUAUUCCGCUGACAAGUUUUGGUCAUCUUAUUAGCGAAGUCAAGAGACAGCUCUUUGGGAUUGAUGCACCGACCCCAACAGAACUGACAGGAUGGAGGAAACAUUUUAACAGCUACACAUUAUGAGGACGCAGGAAUUUUGUUCUUGCCACAUAUGGUGUUUUUGCACUCACGGCUGCCGUCUACAUGAUGAGACACAGCAGGAAGGAGGAACAUGAAACAGCAUCUGCCUCAUCAUAAACUACAAAUAGAAAUAGUUAAAGGGGGUUAAGAAUACAAUAAAUUAUUCUGCAUCACUACAUGAGUGGACCGUGGUUAAUGAAGCUCGUGUUUCUGCAUGUAACUGGUCAGAUGUUUAAUUUUUCUAUCAUGUACACGAUUGUCAUUUAAAAAAAUAUUAAAAGUCCCAAUAAAAUGGGAGCAGUGACAGAACUGUUCCUCUAUACUGUGCUGUACAUCCGAGUGCAACUUGGUUGUAUGCAUCAAGUGUUAAUUGAAUGUUGAAAUAUAAAUGUUGGUUGCACUCAUAAGUGAAUGAAGAUGAACAUGAGUUUGAAGGACAAGAUUUACGCGGAUGAAGUCCUGCUUUCGUCACCGAGAGAAAAGUCUAUCGCUUGGGAACAAUACUUCCAUGUUUGAUGUGUGGUAAACAAUAAAACCUAUAACAUCCAUUUCGCAUAUAAUUUCAUGCAGACUAUAAUGUUUUUUAAUCUUGUUGUAGUUGUUUUAAGUCUCUGGUGGUUUGCCAGUAGAGUGCAGUGUAAGCUUAUUACCAAGUACAUUUCUUGGAACCCGUUUGCAUGGUCUGUUCUAAAGGCAAAUUUUGUGGUUAUUUUAACAGCUGUUGGUUUUAGGUUAGUGAAACUAGCUGGUCAGAUAGGGAUGUUUUCCUGUAAAAUGAAAUGUUUAGAAAUGAUUUCAGAAAUAACAGUGCUGUUGUAAUGUGUUUUUUUUUUUCCUUUUAUCCUGCUUUUUGUUUCAGGAUGAUCAUGCCAGUUCAUCGUAAUCAGAUAUUUACACCUACUUAUGACACGAUCUAUACCUAGGUCAGCUAAAGUGAAACUGAAAUGAAAAAGCAGCUGUGUGCACCAAUGGUGGGAUGUGGUAAAUCUUUUUUUUUUUCCUAUGAAGUUACAGCAGUAUCCUACUCAACUGCAAAAUUUUAGGUGAUUGUGCAAGCAGUUGAUGUCAGUUGCAUAAGAUCUCUGGUAUUUUGGGGCUCAUCUCAUCCUUUUAAAGGUCCUUCAGGUGAAAAUACAACUGGAUUCAUCUGCAGUACAGUGCAAGGCGGCACAUAAUCAUUCAUCUAUGAUUUAGGACCAUGGAGGAAUGGUAUGAGUGGGCCCUGAUUCAGAAUGGUCCAGCACAAUGACACUGACCAUGCAGAUGCGCAACAGGGCCCAUCCAAGCCGGCCGAGUCCCCUAAACCCUGUACUGUCCCACCGACACACUUUCACCCCUUUCGGGACCAGCAGGAAUGUGACCUCAUCACCCAGUCUGUGGAAUACUUGAACCACAGUGGAUUUUACUGGGGUCCCUUGGAAGUAGAUGAAGCCCACGCUCGACUUGCCAAACUUCCUCUCGGGACAUUCCUGAUUCGGGACAGCAUGCAAGCAAAUGUUUUCUUCACUCUCAGCUAUCAGUCUCCCGAGGGCCCGACCAGUGUGAGGGUGCUCCUGAAGGAUGGGGGAUUCAGCUUAGCGGGCAGUAAACAUACUUUCACUUGCCUUUUUGACUUACUAGGAUACUAUAUUGCAUCCCCCAAAAAGAGUCUGAGUAUGCCGUAUCGUGGAGAAAUGCCGCAGAGCUUGCAAGAACUGGCGAGAAGAGCUGUGGUGGGGAGCUUUGGGAAAGAUAGUAUUCAACAUCUUCCUGUGAGCAAGAAACUUAAAGAAUUUCUGUGGUUGUACCCUUUUAGUAUAUGAAUGUGUAUAGUUCAUAUGAAGAUGUUACAGAUGUUGCAGCUCUAUAACAAAGUACGAUUUAUUGGAAACAAUGCAUUUCAUAUGGCGGGGUCACAUUAGCAAUUUCACUGGGCAAAAACAUGUUCUUUGUUCAUUGUCAAUAAUGCCGAUUUUGCUUAUUACAAUUAUUACAAACAACCUGAACACAACUUUACGGUGGUUGUGCAAAAAACUCAAUUCAUGCUGAUUUCUUUUUAAUGACAAUGUGACCAUGCCUAUAUGAUUCUGUGCUCUUCAUUGACCCAACUAGAACAUGUACUGUAUUUAUGUGUAGUGAUUGUUUGGAUUAUUUUACGAUAUUAACAAUGCACUACAAAACAUUUUUAUUAUAAUAAUUUGUUCAAUGCGCAGUAAGAACAGGGCAACACCACCACAAGCCUUCAAUUGCUUUACAGCAAUUCUUCUGGUACUGGGCCAGUGCAAAGUUUAAAUAUUUGUAAAAUGACAGAAUUAACUAUUCAGUUACCUUUACAUAGUAUUGUCUGUCUUUAUAUAUGAAUGUAAACCACUGACCACAACGCACUGGUGAUGUCAUUAUCAGUAUGAACGGUUGAAUUAUUUUGAUGUAUUGGUACAUAUGUGUAGGCUAUAUAAUCUGCUAUGCAGAAAUAUGCAUUUCACCUAUAGUGAGGCAAGGGUUUCAUUUGUUUAGGAUUGCUUUUUAUUAUUAAAGAUAAAUUAUUUGAGGUGAUUUGAAGUGGAUUUUGCUGUCAUCUCUCUAUGACGAUUUCUCUUUCAUUUCUUUUGUUCUAACGGAUAAGUUUCUUGUAAUGUGGCCCAACCCUAAAAAGAAUCAGUAACCUCUCUCAUACAGACUUUACAGAAACGGCCCCAUCUAGGGGAAAAUAUGAGUUCUAUAUGCAUCAGCCUACAUCGGAAAUGUGUUAAGCAAUACAUUUUUCUCUCUCCUCAUUUUACACUUAUACAAAAGUAUGACUAUUUAUUAAAAUGAUCUGAUUUUGAAAUUUG